CAUAGAAAGAGAGAGAGUUGGAGGUAGCAAGAGAGAGAAGAUCAUGGAAAGCUCAAUGGGGUUGAGGCAAUGGCCUCAACUCACACUUGCAAUGGCACUUUGCCUAGUUGCUAUCAGUGUUAGUGCUGAUUAUAGCCCUUAUGCAUACCAAUCUCCACCUCCGCCGUAUGUGUACAAGUCACCUCCUCCUCCAUCUCUCUCACCACCACCUUCUUAUUACUACAAGUCCCCGCCUCCGCCAUAUGUAUACAAGUCACCUCCUCCUCCAUCUCCAUCACCACUACCUCCAUAUUAUUACAAAUCUCCCCCUCCUCCAUCUCCAUCACCACCACCUCCAUAUGUGUACAAAUCUCCACCUCCACCAUCUCCCUCACCUCCUCCCCCAUAUGUUUACAAGUCUCCACCACCCCCAUCCCCAUCACCACCACCUCCAUAUAUUUACAAGUCCCCGCCUCCACCAUCUCCUUCACCACCCCCUCCUUAUAUCUACAAGUCCCCUCCUCCACCAUCUCCCUCACCUCCUCCGCCAUAUGUUUAUAAAUCACCACCACCUCCAUCUCCUUUACUGCCACCUCCAUAUGUAUACAAGUCUCCACCUCCACCAUCACCCUCUCCUCCACCUUACUACUAUAAAUCUCCUCCUCCUCCUCCUUAUGUGUACUAGUGAUCCACUAGUAAAUUUUAAUGAGCUUUCUCUUAUAAACCCCCUUUGAAUUGUUUCGGUGAUUAUUUUAUAUAUACCCAUUAUUUCUGUUUGUAUUCAAUACUUUCAUUGAUAAUAGGGUUUACAAUAAAGUGAGUAUCUUAUAAUGUAUCCCUUGUUGUGAUUAUAUAUGCAAUACCAUUUGUAUGUCAUUCAAUGAAUAACACAGAAGAGUUUAAUUUCUUGAUUUA
Molecule: messenger RNA, 894 nt
Organism: Prosopis cineraria
Lineage: Eukaryota; Viridiplantae; Streptophyta; Magnoliopsida; Fabales; Fabaceae
Product: extensin-2-like
Exons: 1
Coding region: 44-664 (206 amino acids)
Biological process (GO): plant-type cell wall organization
Molecular function (GO): structural constituent of cell wall
Source: RefSeq, a predicted model, not a curated record